GUCCCCCGACUGGCGGACCCCGCGAGCGGCUAUCGAGGUAGUCGAGAGCUCGGAGUCUGCAGGCCGCGGCCAGGCUGAGCCCCCGCCGUGGCGCCGCUGCCUAGGCGCUCCCUUCCAGCAUGCUGUGGCGGGGCAGCCAGGCGCUCCGGCGCUUCUCCACCGGCCAGGCUUAUUUCAAAAACAAGCUGAAGUUGGCACUUAUUGGUCAGAGCCUCUUUGGGCAGGAAGUCUACAGUCACCUCCGCAAAGCGGGCCACCGAGUUGUGGGCGUGUUCACAGUUCCUGACAAGGAUGGCAAAACUGACCCGCUGGCUUUAGCUGCAGAGAAAGAUGGGACCCCCGUGUUCAAGUUCCCAAGAUGGAGAGUCAAGGGCAAGACCAUAAAGGAGGUGGCAGAGGCCUACAAAUCUGUGGGUGCCGAGCUAAACGUGCUCCCCUUCUGCACACAGUUCAUCCCCAUGGAUGUAAUUGACAGCCCCAAGUAUGGCUCCAUUGUCUAUCACCCCUCCAUCCUUCCCAGGCACAGGGGAGCCUCUGCUAUCAACUGGACUUUAAUUAUGGGAGAUAAGAAAGCUGGGUUUUCUGUUUUCUGGGCUGAUGAUGGUUUAGACACGGGACCCAUCCUUCUUCAGAGGUCAUGUGAUGUUGAACCCAAUGAUACAGUGGAUACACUUUAUAAUCGGUUUCUCUUUCCUGAAGGAAUCAAAGGCAUGGUGGAAGCUGUUCAACUCAUAGCUGAUGGAAAAGCUCCUCGAAUUCCCCAGCCAGAAGAAGGAGCAACAUAUGAGGGGAUCCAGAAAAAGGAAAACGCUGAGAUUUCUUGGGAUCAGUCUGCUGAAGUUUUGCAUAACUGGAUCCGAGGUCAUGAUAAAGUCCCUGGAGCUUGGACAGAGAUAAAUGGACAGAUGGUCACACUGUAUGCCUCCUCGCUGCUGAAAAGCUCCGUGCCUCCCGGAAAACCACUGGAGAUUAAAGGUGCCACGAAGCCUGGUCUUGUUACCAAAAACGGACUUGUUCUUUUUGGUAAUGAUGGAAAAGCACUGGUGGUGAGGAAUUUGCAGUUUGAAGAUGGAAGAAUGAUUCCUGCCUCUCAGUACUUUUCAGCUGGUGAGACAUCAGUGGUAGAACUUACAGCCGAAGAGGUGAAGGUGGCAGGGACCAUCAAGGUCAUCUGGGCUGGAAUUUUAAGCAACGUUCCUGUUAUUGAAGACUCGACAGACUUCUUUAAAUCUGGAGCAAGCUCAAUGGAUGUUCUCAGGCUGGUUGAAGAGAUCAGACAGAAGUGCGGUGGGCUUCAGCUACAGAAUGAAGAUGUCUAUAUGGCCACCAAGUUUGAAGACUUCGUUCAGAAAGUUGUGAGGAAACUGAGAGGAGAAGAAUCGGAAGCAGAGCUAGUGGUGGACUACGUUUCAAAGGAGGUCAAUGAAAUGACAGUGAAAAUGCCACAUCAGUGUUUCAUAAAUGGACAGUUCACAGAUGCUGAUGAUGGAAAGACCUAUGAUACUAUCAACCCAACAGAUGGAUCUACAAUAUGCAAAGUAUCCUAUGCUUCUUUGGUGGAUGUUGAUAAAGCAGUAGCGGCAGCAAAAGAUGCCUUUGAAAACGGUGAAUGGGGGAGAAUGAAUGCGAGAGAAAGAGGAAGAUUGAUGUACAGACUUGCAGACCUACUGGAGGAGAACCAGGAGGAGCUGGCCACCAUUGAAACCCUUGACUCGGGGGCUGUGUAUACCCUGGCUCUGAAGACUCACAUUGGAAUGUCUGUGCAAACAUUCAGAUAUUUCGCUGGCUGGUGUGACAAAAUUCAGGGUUCUACCAUUCCGAUCAACCAGGCCCGCCCAAAUCGCAACCUGACCUUCACCAAGAAGGAGCCUCUUGGGGUCUGCGCCAUUAUCGUCCCCUGGAAUUACCCGCUGAUGAUGCUGGCGUGGAAGAGCGCCGCGUGCCUGGCGGUGGGCAACACCUUAGUGCUCAAGCCGGCGCAGGUCACGCCCUUGACUGCUUUGAAGUUUGCUGAGCUCUCCGUUAGAGCAGGCUUUCCGAAGGGGGUAAUCAACAUCAUUCCAGGCUCUGGUGGCAUAGCCGGGCAACGCCUUUCUGAACAUCCUGAUGUCCGGAAACUUGGUUUCACUGGGUCCACUGCUAUUGGCAAACAGAUCAUGAAAAGGUAUUGGUUCUAGUGUGUCGAUUUGCUCCAGAUCCUAGUAAACCAGGGUUUCUCUGAAGUCCUGUUAAUAUUUUCUCUUCUGUUGCUGAAGGGCAUGGGGGCAGUGUUUUUCAACAAGGGAGAGAACUGUAUUGCGGCUGGGCGGCUGUUCGUGGAAGACGCCAUCCACGACGAAUUCGUGACAAGAGUGGUGGAAGAAAUUAAAAAGAUGAAAAUUGGUGAUCCACUUGACAGAUCUACUGAUCACGGGCCCCAGAAUCAUAAGGCCCAUCUGGAAAAGCUUCUGCAAUACUGUGAAGCUGGAGUGAAAGAGGGGGCCACCUUGGUGUACGGGGGAAGACAAGUCCAAAGGCCAGGCUUUUUUAUGGAACCGACUGUGUUCACAGAUGUGGAAGACCACAUGUAUCUUGCCAAAGAGGAAUCCUUUGGGCCUAUUAUGAUCAUUUCUAAGUUCCGAAAUGGGGACGUCGAUGGAGUGUUGCAGCGAGCAAAUGACACGGAGUACGGUUUGGCCUCGGGGGUUUUUACAAGAGACCUCAAUAAGGCCAUGUACGUGAGCGAGAAACUAGAAGCGGGAACGGUUUUUGUUAACACCUACAACAAGACGGACGUGGCCGCCCCUUUCGGUGGGGUGAAACAAUCCGGCUUCGGGAAAGACUUAGGUGAGGAAGCUCUAAACGAAUACCUCAAAACCAAGACGGUGACACUGGAAUACUAGAGAGCACUGUCGUCGGGAGCCCUCUGCACAGCCCCCCUCCGCUCCCGACACACGUUGGAAGCCCGGCCGUGCUGGGGGAAGAGGUAUCGACCGCGAGUGCAAAACUGCGCACAUGGACCAUCAAGAGGGUCAGGCCCCAUGUCUAAGCAUUUAACCUGUGCCUGAGAGUUUUCUACUACACCUUUUAUACUUUCAAACGGUUUGUAGUUGUUGGGAUUUGACUAUAUUGUACAUCACACGUAUUUCUAAACCGCCAAGCUGCUUUCUCUCCCCAAGACUAAUCUAGCCGUUGUUCAUCUUGAAAAAUGUCAGUAUCAGCCUGUUGUAAUACACGAGGUGCAUUGUGGGGGAAUCUUUGCAUAAUGUGUGCAGAUUUUAACUUCCGAAACUAUACCUGUGGGGCUAUUAAAAAGAUUUCCUAUAA
This is a messenger RNA of Suricata suricatta (meerkat), 3306 nucleotides long. RefSeq names its product aldehyde dehydrogenase 1 family member L2 (gene ALDH1L2). Gene Ontology annotation, cellular component: cytoplasm. Lineage: Eukaryota; Metazoa; Chordata; Mammalia; Carnivora; Herpestidae. Gene Ontology annotation, biological process: biosynthetic process; one-carbon metabolic process; 10-formyltetrahydrofolate catabolic process. Gene Ontology annotation, molecular function: aldehyde dehydrogenase (NAD+) activity; formyltetrahydrofolate dehydrogenase activity. The record is from RefSeq and is a predicted model, not a curated record. The transcript has 22 exons.